Molecule: messenger RNA, 465 nt
Organism: Cooperia oncophora
Lineage: Eukaryota; Metazoa; Nematoda; Chromadorea; Rhabditida; Trichostrongylidae
Source: the annotation of a GenBank genome assembly
AUGUCGUUGAUAAUCCCCGAGAAGUUUCAACACAUUCAUCGUGUUAUGAACACCAAUAUCGACGGUAACCGCAAGGUUCCGUACGCCCUCACCGCUAUUAAGGGUGUUGGUCGACGUUUCGCGUUCUUGUGUUGCCGCAAGGCCGAUGUUGAUGUGACCAAGCGCGCAGGAGAACUCACUGAAGAUGAUUUCGAGAAGAUUGUCACAAUCAUGCAGAACCCUGCUCAAUACAAAAUUCCAAACUGGUUCCUCAACAGACAAAAGGAUAUCAAGGAUGGAAAAUAUUCACAGCUCCUUUCUACCGGUGUUGACAACAAGCUUCGUGAGGAUCUUGAGCGCCUGAAGAAAAUCCGUUUGCACAGAGGUCUCCGCCAUUACUGGGGACUCCGUGUACGAGGUCAGCACACAAAAACCACUGGACGCAAGGGACGCACUGUUGGUGUGUCGAAGAAGAAGGGAGGAUAA